This is a messenger RNA of Chanos chanos (milkfish), 1148 nucleotides long. It is a transcript of the gene aasdhppt, whose product is annotated as aminoadipate-semialdehyde dehydrogenase-phosphopantetheinyl transferase. Gene Ontology annotation, molecular function: magnesium ion binding; holo-[acyl-carrier-protein] synthase activity. The coding region runs from base 1 to 888 and encodes 295 amino acids. The transcript has 7 exons. Gene Ontology annotation, cellular component: cytosol. The record is from RefSeq and is a predicted model, not a curated record. Lineage: Eukaryota; Metazoa; Chordata; Actinopteri; Gonorynchiformes; Chanidae.
AUGGAGGGUGUGCGCUGGGCAUUCCGCUGCAGCGCGUGGUCUCCCACCCGCUCUGAGUGGCUACUUGCCGCGCGCUGUAUUCAGCGCGAGGAGAAGGAACGAAUUGGACAGUUCAUGUUUGCCAAAGACUCAAAAUCAGCAAUGGUCGGCCGUCUCCUGAUCAGAAAGCUUGUGUCAGAGAAGAUGGGUUUUGAGUGGUCUGAGAUCCGCCUGGAGCGGACACCCAGAGGGAAGCCCUGCCUUACACACCCCUGCCCCCCAGCGGGGGGUCCUGCCUGGAGUUUUAACAUCUCCCAUCAGGGAGACUACGCUGUACUGGCAGCCGAACUUGGGCGGCAGGUUGGAGUGGAUGUGAUGAAGACUAGCAGACCAGGCAGCGGUUCUGUGUCGGAAUUCUUCAGGAUCAUGAAAAGACAGUUCACGGAACAUGAGUGGACAACUAUCCGGAGAGCAGGUUCAGACUGGGACCAGCUUCACGCUUUCCAUCGACACUGGACACUGAAGGAGAGUUUCAUCAAAGCCACUGGGACUGGGCUCACCUUUGACCUCCAGAGGGCAGAAUUUCACAUCUCACCAGAAGAGAUGCAGGAGGGGCGGGUUUACUCUGACACCAAAAUACUGCUGGACGAGGAGGAGGACGACAGCUGGACAUUUGAGGAAUGCCUCCUGGAUAAACAGCAUCAUGUUGCCGUAGCGAUAGGAAGCUCAGACAGACCAGUAGCAGAGGAGGCCGGGAUGUCUCAGCAAGCCACACCUCCUGCCUUCAUCUUGUUGAGUUUCACUGACCUUGUCUCCAUGGCAACGCCCCUGUCUGAGGAAGACCCUGCCUACUGGGACAGUUUUCAGAGGAAGCAGGAAGCUCCUGUUCGGCAGAGUGAACAACACUGACACUCCAGCUCAGCAGGGGGCGCUCACUGAGCAGCCGACACCACUGACCGAUCCCACAAGUUCAUCUGAAUGAACUGACUGGACGUUGUGGUCUGUCUGCCUUCUUCCUGUUUAUCUGUCUGUCCCUCUAUUUCUCACAGACCAGAAUAGACCGGUGAGAAGCAGACACGCGCGUGAUACUUCCUCAGAGGGUCUUGAUUAUGUAAUGAUGAUGCAGCCUUAGAGGGUCUUGAUUAUGUAAAUAUGAUUAACUUCUGUUC